CGUCCGUCAUCCAAUCAGAGAACAGCGUGCAGGGUCACACGACUCUCCGUUGAGCGCCUUCAUUCUGCUGUGAGGGACGUAACCGCGCGUCCUGCGGGAGAAGCUUGUAAACUGACGCGCCGCGCGGUGAAGCGUCGUGUUUUCUCCUGGUCCAGCGGCGCACAGACGCGACGCUCCGCUGCUCGGGCCCCGCAGAAGAGAUCCAGCAUGCCGGUUCGCACCGCCUGCCGCCCGGGCCCGUCUGCGGCCUGCUCAGCCUCGGCCUCGCUUAUUCCGCCCCCGCCGAUCAACACGCGCCAGCCCGGCGUCAGCACCUCCCUGCUCUACAGUGGCUCCCGGUUCCGGGGACACCAGAAGAGCAAAGGGAACUCCUACGAUGUAGAGGUGGUUCUGCAGCACGUGACCAUGGAGGACUCAUACCUGUGCGGAUACCUGAAGAUCAAAGGCCUGACGGAGGAAUAUCCCACUCUUACUACAUUUUUCGCUGGGGAGAUCAUUAGCAAAAAACGGCCAUUUUUAACCAGGAAAUGGGACGCAGACGAGGAUGUGGACAGAAAACACUGGGGGAAGUUUCAGGCCUUUUAUCAGUAUGCAAAGAGCUUUAAUUCAGAUGAUUUCGACUAUGAGGAACUUAAGAAUAGUGAUUAUGUCUUCAUGCGGUGGAAGGAGCAGUUUCUAGUUCCCGAUCACACGAUUAAAGACAUCAGCGGUGCUUCCUUCGCUGGCUUCUACUACAUCUGUUUCCAGAAGUCUACAGCCACCAUAGAGGGAUAUUACUACCACAGGAGCUCAGAAUGGUAUCAGUCCUUAAACCUGACGCACGUCCCAGAACACAGUGUGCCUAUAUACGAGUUUCGGUGACGCUGAAGAACCGGCGGGAGAAUCUCCAGCGGACACAGAAGAGUGUGUGAAGAUUGUGCUGUUCUCUAUCCUCACACACACACUCACUCUCACUGACACACACACACACACACACACAUGCACAUACACACAGGCGUGCGCUGGUCCAGAUUGAGGCGUUCAGAGACUCACCGCAGUGUUUUUGCGCUCCUGCUUCUCCCUCUUGUUUUUAACUCCUCUGUCCUCCGGCCGGUUUUAUCCUUCAGCUUUGGGGAUUAAAGAAACACAAUUAAUAAUU
Messenger RNA from Danio rerio (zebrafish), 1138 nucleotides. The record is from RefSeq and is a predicted model, not a curated record. Lineage: Eukaryota; Metazoa; Chordata; Actinopteri; Cypriniformes; Danionidae.